Leptosia nina is the source of this 585-nucleotide messenger RNA. The record is from the annotation of a GenBank genome assembly. Lineage: Eukaryota; Metazoa; Arthropoda; Insecta; Lepidoptera; Pieridae.
AUGUUUUCUCUGACGUGUGUGAUCGCAUUAUGCGCAGGAGUAGCUUUCAGCUCGCCUAUCGAGGACGGUCGUUGGAAUCCAUACAAAUACGGCGACUCGGGCAAAUACAUCCCCUCGGACGAAGGCAAAUAUAUACACAUACCGAAUCCAUACAUCCAUCUAGACAAUCCCUACGAUGGAGGAUAUGGACCAUAUGCACACGAACAUGAGCCUUACGUAAGUGCCGCCACGCAGGACACCUACAGGCUCGUCCUUACGCCGCCCAAGGAUAUACCUUUCUACAAAGAUGGGUACUAUAAGAACAAUGGCAUCAAGAUUAUCAGCCAGAAGCACAACUACAAAGAGGACAAAUACGACUUCGAUUUCGAGACGGAAAACAAAAUCCGAGCAAAGGAGGAUGCCGUUUUGAAAAAUCCAAACACGAUCGACGAGGGCAUCGCAUCAAAGGGUUUCUACGAAUACAUCGGUCCUGAUGGAUUUAUGUACAGGGUGGACUACACCGCCGACGAGAACGGCUUCCGUCCCAAGGUGAAACGGCUGGAGACCCCCUACUCGGGAAAAUGGGUGCUAGAAAAAGUCAACUAG